Molecule: messenger RNA, 3309 nt
Organism: Leptopilina boulardi
Lineage: Eukaryota; Metazoa; Arthropoda; Insecta; Hymenoptera; Figitidae
Product: toll-like receptor 6
Exons: 5
Coding region: 151-2415 (754 amino acids)
Molecular function (GO): protein binding
Source: RefSeq, a predicted model, not a curated record
CUUUAUGUUCGUUGAUACUACUCAAAGUUUCACAUAAUUGUUUUAAAAUUUGAGUGAAAUAAAAAAAAAAUUUUUUUGAAAAAGCAGUUUUAUAAAGGAAAUAUACUUCCUCCUAACUUCAGUCCGUAUUAAAGGAAUUUCGAAAAAAAAAUGAGAUACUUCUUAUUGAGACUGUAUGUUCUUCUUCUGAUAGAAAAAAAUAUUACCUCAAAUAAAUGUCCCUCUGACAUGACUUCAACUCCCUAUUGUAUUUGUAGAGAUAUUCGUUCUAUUGGCUACGUAGAUAUUAACUGUACCAGACCACUAUUAAAUACAAAUUCCAAUAAUAUGGGAUAUUUUAAAGUGAAUUUUUUUACAGAUAAAGUAGAACUAACAUGUUUUCAUUCACCAAAUUGGUCAAAAUUUCAUUACAAUUUUGGAAACCACAUGGUUGAGCAAAGAGUACUUUCUUUAGAGAAUUGUACUCUAGAAAAAAAUACCAAUCUAAGCGAAUUCGCUAAACAUAUUAAUGCAAUAAAUGUUCAAAAACUAGAAUUUACAAACACUAUUCAGCUGGAUACUAUUGGCUUUAAUAAAGAAUUAUUUAAAGAAUUUCACAAAGUAGAAACUCUCUUUAUUAUGAAUGAUAAUUUAAAAAUAAUAAUUAACAAUGAUUUACUUGAUUUUUUUUCAAAUAUUUCUACUUUUUUCUUAAUUAACUGUAAAUUAAUUAGCAAUCGAGAUAAUUUUUUUAAACUUCCUUCAACUCUUCGUUAUUUAAGAUUGAACUACAAUGAUAUACAUUAUUUGGAACCAAGAAUUUUUAAAAAUCUAAAUAUCUUAAAAUAUUUAGAUUUAUCCUAUAACAAAAUAAAUGAUUUUGAACACGAUAUUUUUGAUGCAAUGAUUAAUUUGGAAACUCUAUCGCUCAAUAACAAUAAUUUUACAUGGCUGCCAGAAUACGCUUUCAAGAAAUUAACGAAUUUGAAAUAUCUUGAUUUAACGUCAACUGGUUUAAUAUCAUUAUUAGAAACUAUAUUUCGAAACAAUAAGAAACUCACGUCACUUAAUUUGCAAAAUAAUCAAUUAAAAACAUUACCAAGCGAAAUAUUCCAUGAAUUAAUUAAUCUAGAAACAUUAAAUAUUGGCAAUAAUCAAAUGGAACAGAUACCACAGGAUAUAUUUUCCAAGCUUGUAAAUCUUACUUCUCUCAAUCUUAGUGGGAAUAAAUUUAAAUCUUUUAGCGAUCGGACAUUUCAAAAUUUAAUUAAACUUCAGAAUUUGAAUCUUCGUCAAAAUCAACUCGAUAAUCUUGCUGAUUCUAGAUUCGAAAGCAGAGUAAUGGGAUAUUUUAUAAAUACUUUAAAAAUAUUUGACACACUUUGGACAAAAGAUUAUCCUUUUGUUUCAAUAUUUUUCAAUUGUUUAAAUUUAAUGCAUCUAGAUCUUUCAUAUAAUAACAUAAAAAAAAUAUAUGACGAUUGGUUUCUAUUGUCUAAACUAAAAUUACAAAGUUUAAAUCUUGAUCAUAAUAAAAUAUCUGAAUUAGAUUUUAACCAAGGUUUGGUACAGAUAAACAAUUUUUCCAUUGAUUUGUCUCACAAUCAACUAGCAGCUAUUGUUCCCUUCAAUUUAUCAAAUAUAAAAAUUACAACUCCAGUACCAAUAACUGUCAUUAUAAAUGACAAUCCCAUUAAUUGUGAAUGUCAAAUUUCCGGCUUAUUGGAGUAUCAAAAUUCUAAAAGAAUGAAAUUUUUGAACAUAAUAAUGGAUAAUUUAAAAUGUCAACGUCCGAAAAAUCUCGAGGGACAUUUACUUUCAUUUUUGAAAGUUGAUCAUUUAUUCUGUGAACCAUCACUUCUUCUUCAUAACAAUGACAAUAGUUUAUGUAAUAAAAAAUGUGAUGUUAAAAUUGACAUUGAAAAGCAGCAACCAAUGGAAAUUAAUGGUACUAAUGAAAAUGAAAUUUAUAAAUUCAAUUGCACUAAUAAAUAUCUUCGGAUGCUUCCAAAAGAUAUAUGCAUCGUACCAGGAACCAGUGUAGAACUAGAUUUGACAAACAAUGAAUUCGAUAAAAUUCCAAUUUUUGACAAUAAAUACUAUUGUGAUGCAGUGAGAAAAUUAAUUUUGUCCAACAAUUCCAUUUACAACCUUCAAGAUAUUUCAUCAUAUAAAAAUCUCGAGAUUUUAGAAAUUAAUUAUAAUCAAAAAACUGCAUGGGAAAUAACUGAGAAUGAAAUUAAUGAAAUAAGUAAUAUGAAGCAUUUGCAGCAAAUUUCCUUACACAGGAGUCUAUUUGUGUGCAAUAAUAAUAUAAAUAAUCUAAAAAAUUAUAGAAUGUUUAAAUUAAUUUCGAAUGUUCGACAAUUAUCUUGUGUGCAGCCUGAUACAAACGAAUUAAUUUAUCCCUUUGAAAAAUUAACAUUGUCACAAUAAAAAUUCAUUAUAAUUUUUUUCUCUUGUUCCUGAACAGGAUUUAAUAAUAUAACUAAAAAUUAAAUUAACUUCCCAAAUAGCAUGGAAACUUGCAGCAACUUUGCAGUGCAAGGUUUGAAAGUUUGUAAGGUAAGUUUGCAGAAAACUUGUGGCAAAUAUUGAAAUGUCCUCCCUUUGCAAUUUAGCAACAAAAACUUUCUGCAAACAUGCUAAGCAAAAUUGUCGAAAAGUUUCAAGAACAAUUUGUAGUAAAAUUGCGCGGAAAAUUUUUUAGAAAUUUUAAAAUGCAAUUUUUAGUAAAAUAAAUAUUUAAUAGUUUUAUGGAAAAUAAUUUUGUCAAUUUCUUUUGAAUUUAAAUAAUUAAAUCACAGAAUAGAAAAGGAGAAAUAGCGAAACAAUUUUUUUAAUUUAUUCUUUGGAAACAUAUGGAAACAUUUGUUAUGAAACAUUUUUAAAAUGGAGUACAAUUUAUUAGCCACGAUGUUAGUAACUUGUUUCACUAUUUCUCCUUUUCUAUUCUGUGAUUUAAUUAUUUAAAUUAAAAAAAAAUUGACAAAAUAAUGGUGCUAUUUGGGUUUCGACUAUAAUAAAUUUUUCUGUAAAAAAAAUGAGUAUAGAUUUUUUUUUUCAUUUAUACCUUUUUAAUUUUAAAUUAAUAAUGAAAAAUUAGUGUAAGUUUCACACCUUAUUGGCUGCCCUGUCUGCCUGCAGGUUACCAUGGCAACGCACGAGUGUGAGUGAGACAGAAAAUUUGAAUAUUCAAGUUUUUAAAUUUUCUGUCGCACUCACUCUCAUGCGUUGCCAUGGUAACCUGCAGGCAGCCAAAAAGGUGUGAAAGCGCCUUAAAGGAUUUUUUAUGUAGUUUUCAAUGCCAAUAAAAAAAAUUUAACCCUA